Erigeron canadensis is the source of this 1124-nucleotide messenger RNA. RefSeq names its product myb-related protein 308. The record is from RefSeq and is a predicted model, not a curated record. The coding region runs from base 11 to 1003 and encodes 330 amino acids. NCBI's taxonomy places the organism in Eukaryota, Viridiplantae, Streptophyta, Magnoliopsida, Asterales, Asteraceae. The transcript is spliced from 3 exons.
AGUAGUAUAUAUGGGGCAGCAUUCAUGUUGUAACCAGCAGAAGGUUAAAAGAGGACUUUGGUCACCCGAGGAAGACGAAAAGCUCAUUAGAUUCAUUACAACCCAUGGCUAUGGCUGCUGGAGUGAAGUCCCCGAGAAAGCUGGGCUUCAAAGGUGCGGAAAGAGUUGUCGAUUGCGAUGGAUAAACUAUCUGAGGCCUGAUAUAAGAAGGGGAAAGUUUACUCCUGAAGAAGAGAAGUUGAUCAUCAACCUUCACAGCGUUGUAGGAAACAAAUGGGCCCAUAUAGCAAGCCAUUUGCCCGGAAGAACCGACAAUGAGAUCAAGAACUAUUGGAACUCAUGGAUCAAGAAGAAGAUAAAUCGGAAACCUUCAUCCGCAAGCAUCACGACACGUUUAACCACAACUUCUACAAGCGUAGAUCAACCCCAUUCAGAGUUUUUCAACCCGGCCCAUUUGAAUUUCUUAACUCAAGAUUUGGGCAUAAACAACGUCAAGCAACCCAUCCAAGAGCCCGUAUUCUCUACUUCUUCUAGCGCGUUAUUUAUGCUUGACACGAGUGGUUCAGUACUUGAAGGGCAAAAUGGAGAUUGCAUUAUUGCACAAACAGAGUAUUUUAAUGACACAAUGUGGCAGCAUAUGAACAAGAACCAAAUUCCUGAAUUGCCAUCACAAAUGAUGAAUUUCGCGACAAAUAAUAAUGCCAUGUAUUCGGCCUAUUUGCCACCUUUGAUGGAUAACUUGGAGAGCGUUAUGGAGGGGCAAAGUUGUCAAAUACAAAUAAACGGAGAAGGAAGUAGGGAGUGCUUGAUUCAAAAGCAACAUGAGUUUAAUGAAUGGGUUGUGGAUCAAACAAACAGCCAACAAUGUCCAAACUAUUUAUUUUGGGAUGAUGAACAUCAAGAAGUGCAACUUAAUAAUAAUAAUAAUGGUGAAGUUAUGGUCGUACCUUCCUCUUCAUCAAAUAUGGGACCUAUAUUAUCUGCUUACCCAACAUCAUUGUAGAGAUAUAUUGAUCGAAUUGCCGUGAAAAGGGUUUGACCGUGAUCUAUUCAUUAUUUUUCUCAUUUUGUUUUCUUUUGGGAUUGGUGAGAUUUUGAAAUUAAACUAGCAGAGAUAUUGCAUA